AUGUUAAAAAGACUACCAAAUCAUACUAAUUACCAAAAGAUACUUGAUUGUUUCACUGUUGCCGAUGCUAUUAAGAACACGGCUAUAGAAGCCAAGAAAACUUUAAAUGCUCAACCCAAAGUUAGUGUAAUCUUACCGACAAAUUCUGCAGGGAAAGCGAGAAUAGAUAGUGCUAAUUACGUAGCUAAAAAGCGUAAAAUUUUUGAACAACUUAAUAUUCCUAUGCAAUUAAUUAAAAUUUCACCACAAUAUAAUGAAACACAAAUUAAAGAGCUCAUUAAAGAAUUAGGUAAUGAUCAUAACAAUACUGGUAUAAUUUUACAAUUACCAUUUCCACUUGGUUUCUCAGUAAAUCAAAAUAAUCUUUUAAAUACAAUUCCUACUCAUAAAGACAUUGAUGGGUUAACUACGGGUUCAAUGGGUAAUUUAUUUGAUUUGGAAAAAGGCCUAAAACCUGCUACACCACUUGGUAUUUGUAGUAUUUUCGACUAUUAUAACAUUUCAACAGAGGGUAAGCAUAUUGUAAUUAUGGGUAAAGGUCAGCUUGUAGGACGACCACUUGCUUGUAUGUUAAUGAAUCAUCCCGCUUCAUGUUCCGAUGAUUUCGUUAAACCUGGUGCUAUUGUAAUUGAUGCAGGUAUUAAUAGAAUACCAUCAAACUUUAUUAAUGGAAAUUCAAAAAUUGUAGGUGAUGUAGAUCAUUCAACAUAUGAAAUAUGUAAACAUUAUACUCCAGUGCCAUCAGGAGUUGGUUUGCUUACAGUUUCUUCAUUGGCUUUUAAUGCUGUUAAUGCAAGCAUUUUACAAAGUGGAUUACCACCUUUGAAUCUAUCUCAGAUAAUAAGACAAAAAUAUUCUAAUGAAAAGGUUGAAAAAAUUAGUAUAGCUAGUAGUAAAAAAUAUUCUGAUAAAGCAAUUGAAAAAAGUAAGAAAAAAUUAAACUUUUUAUUGCUUUCUUCUGCUUAUAAUGAUGAUGCAAUGCGUUCUGCUUUUGCGCAGCACAAACCUGAUUUAAUUAUUUGUCCAACGCUUAUGAAAGCCAUACCUGAGGAUAUCUAUACUAAAGUAAAGUGUCUUAUGGUUCAUCCUGGAAUUAAGGGUGAUAGAGGUCCUUCUUCAUUAGAUUGGGCUAUUAUUAAUAAAAAAGAUGAGGCUGAUAAGGAAAUGGACGCAGGACCCAUUUGGGCAAGUGAAAAUUUUUUCGUUCCAAAAAUUAUUACUAAAACUCAUUUGUAUAAUUCCCAUGUUAUUAAUACUGCAGCGAGGCUGGUACUUGAAUGCAUUAAAAAGUUUCAGUUGAAUGAUUUUAAACCUGAGUUAUUAAAUUAUUCUAAUGCUUCAGUGAAAGGUAAACUUCAUGAAACUAUUAGACAAUCACAUUCUCUUAGACAAAUAAAUUGGGAAAUGGAUACUACAGAAUUUAUUUUAAGAAAAAUACGUGCAGCUGAUAGUCAGCCUGGAGUUAAAGCUGAGAUUGAUCUUAAUGGUCAAAAAAUUACAAGAUUCUUGUAUGAUUGUCAUAAUGAAAAAACAAAGAUUUGA
This is a messenger RNA of Scutellospora calospora, 1542 nucleotides long. NCBI's taxonomy places the organism in Eukaryota, Fungi, Glomeromycota, Glomeromycetes, Diversisporales, Gigasporaceae. The record is from the annotation of a GenBank genome assembly.